AUGUCUGAGGUGGUACCUACUCGUUGCGUGGACUGGUCGCUCAACACAGAUAGUGAGUCUGGGAAGCUGUUCCUAUGGCACAACAUCUACAACAUUAGUGUUUGGAGCAAUACACUUGGCCUCAGCGAGCCAUAUGAUGGGCUUGAUGAUACCAGCGUUUGGGAGGCGUUCCUUCAGUUUCAAAUCAGCACUGUUUAUAAACUAUGCGGAGUCUGCCGCAAGCCUGAGGGGAAUGAAGACUUGAAGGUUUGUUGCUACUGUGGGCAGGCUGUUCACAAAUUGUGCUCGACCAAGGCGGCGAGCGACCAGAUUGAGUGGAAGGACGCGAACAAAAAGUUUGUCUCGCAUAUGCGCGUGUGUGGCAGUUGUGAUGGUGUAGAAGUCCCUGCCGCUUUUACGCCCCCCGUUAGAGAGGCGCCCGACGCUCGAAGGGUGGUUCGUCGUGCACUGGUUGUCCGUGACGAAUACCCGGAAGAGGUUGUGCGGGAACUUGAGUCCCUCGAGAAGAAGGCUUGUAGGCCACAUUCGAAGGAAGAGGAUGAUAGGCUGCUGGGCAUGGUUUGUCGAGCCGUAACCAGAUUUUUCCAACCCCGGAAUUCGCUUCACCUUUUCGCGAAGGUGCGUCAGGAAAGUAAGGGAGGGGUGGGUGUUGUUGCCUUGAAGAACAUUCCUGCGUUAACUAUUGUUGGCGUCUACCCGGGAUACUGCGAUGCACUAAGCGGCGAGCAUGCCAAGUUGGGGAGGCCAACGGCCAAGUACGCUCUGAUGGACCUUAACUGCGCGGAUUACUUUAAUGUUGUUUUUGAAGAGUUUCAGAGCACGUUCACACCAUUCAUAAAUGAGCCAGGUGAAGAUGAAAGGAGCAACUGUGGGUGGAUUCAAGAGACGAAGAAUAAGGAUGGGAGACUCAGCGUUAUGACUUGUCGGGGUAUUCGGAAGGGGGAGGAGCUUCUCAUUGGCUAUGGACCAGUGUACCCGCGUUCGUACCCCUACACAUAUGACGCCUUUACAUUUCACCAGGUUGAAAGUAAAAAUUGUGCCGUAUGUUUUGCUCUAUGGCAUUGGCCAACAACGGAUGCGGAGGAUGCCGUGUUGGAGUGUCACGUGGGCUACGACAGCGCCACAGACUCGUACCACCUCGUGGAUAUCGAGGAUGACUCAAAGCGAAGCUGA
This is a messenger RNA of Trypanosoma brucei brucei TREU927, 1173 nucleotides long. RefSeq lists its product as hypothetical. Gene Ontology annotation, molecular function: protein binding. The record is from RefSeq and is a predicted model, not a curated record. Bases 1 to 1173 code for a protein of 390 amino acids. The transcript has a single exon. Lineage: Eukaryota; Euglenozoa; Kinetoplastea; Trypanosomatida; Trypanosomatidae.